AUGGUCAACAACGCCAAAAGCCAAGCUCUUGGUUGGGCUUGGGGGUUCAACUCUGUAAGGUACUGGGUGGUGUUCUGUGGAAGAAUUGAAGUGGUUUGUGAAAAGAAGGUUCUUUUUCGUUGGCGGUCAGCAGUCAGCCCAUUGGAGAAGAAGGAAACUGAAGAUGAUUUUCUUAGGAGGUUAGCUAAUCCAGAAUCUGGAUUGUUUGAUGAACAGACGGCAAAUAUCUUAUGGACAUAUUGCAGGGAAGAUUUAUUUCAUUUAAUCAAAGAUGUUGAGAAUUCCGAUUUAUGCCUUUCAAGGGAAUUAUCUGGAAUCACCAAUACAAUCAGUUCAAAGAUUCAACCAUUAGCACAAGAAGAAAUCCAAAAGUUUAUCAAUGCUUACUGUCCGCAAUUCAAGGAGAACAUUCUUCACUGUUUGAGAAAAAAUAAUCUUCCAUUACCUGUUUCAAGAAAAGAGGAUGAUUCCAAGAUUUGGCAUGUCAUUUGUUCGGGACCACUUUUUUCGAGAACCAGUGUUCCUGCAAGAAAUUUUGGUCGCAUUUUGCUCCAGCACAUAUCAGUAGCACUUAGCCCAGGCCCUGCACCCAGUUUAACACCAUCUUCUGAACCCAGUCCAGCACCAUCUUCUGAACCCAGUCCAGCACCAUCUUCGGGACCCAGUCCAGCCCCAUCAUCUGAACCCAGUCCAGCCCCAUCACCUCAUGCUCCCACACCUCAUCAUCUUCCUGGACUGCUGCAACCUUCUUUCGCACCAACAUCUUUUUUCCCAAAAUUGACACCUCCAGCAGCUUCAGAUAUUUCUGCUCCUCCAUCUUCGGACAUUCUCAAACAGGAAAAUAAUCAUAGUAAUAAAAAAACAGUUGUUCUUGCUGUAGUUAUAACUGCAUUGGUUACAUUUAUAGCUGCAGCACUUCUCUUUUUAUGCUGGAGCCGGUAUCGUAAGACUGGCCAUGUUAGACUAAAUGAUGAUAGGCCUCUUCUUAGCUUGAGCAUGAGUGACUACUCUGUUGGUAUGUAUUAUGUUACCAUUCAUUUGUACCUUGUUAUAAUAUGUUGUACUAGUCUUGACAAAGUGGACUUUUAUCUUACAGGUCCUUCCAGUUAUUCUUUUGGAAAUUCAGUGAAAGGGGAGAAACUUGCGUUUCAGUCAUCUAGUAAUAGUUUAGUAGAGAAUAAGAAGUACUCGGUGCAAGAAAGUCAGUCAAUAGGAGCUCUUAAUGCUGCUACAGGAUCACCAUUUGAACUGAAACCUCCUCCCGGGAGGCUAGGAAUCAUCCCUUCUGGAAUGCCUCCUUUAAAACCUCCUCCGGGCAGGUUAAACCCUCUUCCUCCUGAACCACCUUCAUUUAGGCCCUCUGGUAAUACUGCCCCGGCAUCUACUACUGCCAUUGCUGCUGCUGUUCCUCCUCGUGCCCCUCAAAGGCCUGCCAUGAGUAGCAUUCCACCACCCCAACUGCCAAUGGGUGCCAAACCUAGCCCGCCCCUACCACCACCACCAGCACUAGCUGGUUCCAGACCAGGUCCUCCUCCACCACCUCCAGCACCAGCUGUUUCCAGACCUGGUCCUCCUCCUCCACCACCUCCAGCACCAGCUCGUGUCAAACCUGGUCCUCCUCCGCCACCACCCCCAGUACCAGGUGGUGCCAAACCUGGUCCUCAUCCACCACCACCUCCUAUGAAUGGUGUAGCUCCUCCUCGACCUCCUCCAUUUGGCUCAAAGGUGCCACGGCCUUUGGCCAGUGGAUCAAAAGCUGCAGUGGAAGCCAGUGUUGAAGGUGAUGCUGAUGCUCCCAAAGCCAAGCUAAAGCCCUUCUUCUGGGAUAAGGUUCAAGCAAACCCAGAUCAAUCGAUGGUUUGGAAUCAAAUCAAAUCAGGAUCAUUCCAGUAA
Sphenostylis stenocarpa is the source of this 1893-nucleotide messenger RNA. NCBI's taxonomy places the organism in Eukaryota, Viridiplantae, Streptophyta, Magnoliopsida, Fabales, Fabaceae. The record is from the annotation of a GenBank genome assembly.